GAAAUAUGGGUCUCUUUCUGCAAUUUCUCCUCACACUGAAAGACGUGAAAUUUCAUGGCUGCAAAUUUGAAACCCAGAGCAGCAUCUUCAGACUAAAAGACAUGGUUUUCUUGAGCUGGGCUCCCCCAACUCCUAAGGAACAAAAGGCUUGCAUUGACAGGUCAGGUGGCUUUAACUAUGAAGCUAAGUUCAGGGGAGCUACUGCUAAGUCCUUAUCUUCCCUGCAAGAAGAUAAGGGCCUCUCAGAAAAUGGUUUCUUAUGCAACCAUGCCCGUGUUUUGGUCGGUUCGGGUUUGGAGACUUAUGAGAAGGGCAAGAGGGCUCUUCAGGAUUGGAGGCAUUUUGGAUUGAAUUGGGCGUUUGUUGAUCCGAAGACGCCGGUUCAAAAUGGAGUGAAGUUUUGUGUUUGUGUCAAGGAGUUUCUGCCAUGGGUCAUGAUGCCUCUUCAGAUAGUGUAUGUGAAUGAGAAUAGAAGUAGUAAAGAGUCCAUGGCGUCUUUUCGUUUUGGGGGUGGUACUCUUCAAGGUCACUUGCUGGCUGGGGAGGAACGUUUCUCAAUUGAACUGGAUGAGUACAACCAAGUGUGGUAUGAGAUACUUUCCUUCUCAAAACCAGCUCACCUAUUGUCAUUUGUUGGGUACCCAUAUGUAAUGCUCAGGCAAAGGUAUUUUGCUCAUCAUUCUACUAAUGCAAUCAAGAAACAUUUGAAAGCCUUGUAAUCCUAGUUCAUAUAAUCCUACUUCUAUAACAUCUUUAUCUUUA
This is a messenger RNA of Rosa rugosa (rugosa rose), 762 nucleotides long. Its product is annotated as UPF0548 protein At2g17695. NCBI's taxonomy places the organism in Eukaryota, Viridiplantae, Streptophyta, Magnoliopsida, Rosales, Rosaceae. The record is from RefSeq and is a predicted model, not a curated record. The coding region runs from base 6 to 719 and encodes 237 amino acids. The transcript has 5 exons.